Neurospora hispaniola is the source of this 2632-nucleotide messenger RNA. RefSeq lists its product as uncharacterized. The record is from RefSeq and is a predicted model, not a curated record. Gene Ontology annotation, cellular component: TRAMP complex. Bases 194 to 2464 code for a protein of 756 amino acids. NCBI's taxonomy places the organism in Eukaryota, Fungi, Ascomycota, Sordariomycetes, Sordariales, Sordariaceae. Gene Ontology annotation, molecular function: zinc ion binding; RNA binding. The transcript has 2 exons. Gene Ontology annotation, biological process: TRAMP-dependent tRNA surveillance pathway; nuclear mRNA surveillance of mRNA 3'-end processing; nuclear polyadenylation-dependent rRNA catabolic process.
GCUACGCGGUGGUGGUACCGGGUUCAAUCCGGCCAUUCGUGGUCUACAAACAGGGCCUUGCUUUUGUGGCGCUGUUGCCCCACUAAAAUUUCAACACUGGCAUUUGCAGUGUUCGGCCACUUCACUUUGACUUCCCCAGACACUCACUCAGUCUCUCGUUUCACUUGUCAGAUAUCGACUACCCCAACCCAGAAUGAGCGCUCCAGGUUCGCCAUCCAGCCGCAAAAGGCCGGCUGACGAUGAUUCGGAUGCCUCGGGUGUCAAAAAGGCCCGGGUGGGAAAUCCCGAGGCUGCCUCCAACGGACCGGCUGAUGAUUUCGAGGAGGGUGAGAUAGGAGAGUCCCCUUCCGGAUCUGAAGCGGCGUCGACCAAGGACAAUGAAGCUGAGAGUACACCAGCGCAUGGUGGUUGGAACCGCGGCGUUAGCAACGGCCUGCGGACAUCCUUUAUAUCGCUGAGCACAUCAAACCUGCGCAAAAAGUCGCAAAAGAAGGAAGCCGAGCCAGAGCCCGCAUCAGAGGUGGCGUUGGCAUCGCCUGUCAAGAAGACCAGAGGAGCGAAGCAGUCAAAAAGCUCAUCGCCGGCGGACCAAAAGGUCCUGGAUGGUUGGCUCGCCCUUCCUCCCCAUGAGCCCUUCGCCCACUUCAGGGCACGACCAAGAUACCCAGAAUCGUGGCAGAACCGUUUUGUGGAUUUCUGUGAGGCUCUUAUUAGGCACAAUAUUCGAUGGCCCGAGACAAAGAUGGACGAGGCUCAGGCCAACAAGAUGAACAAUCCCGAUCUUUUGCACAGGGCUUGGGUGCAGUGGCUGCAGGACCACGCGGACCAGAAAUGCUGCUCUAUAGAUCAGGUGGCUGCGGGAUCCAAGCUGGCUUCAGCGCAAAAGCUGUCCCGAGAAAGCCUCGAAAAAAUGAUUUCUGAAGCACUCAAUGGCGAGCCUGAGGGACCAAAGACACAGGCUAGAAAGAAGGAGCCAAAGAAGAAGGAAAAGUCUGCCCAAGCAAGAUGGACCAGAUUCACCCUCCAAGGUACCAGAUUUGAGAAUCUAACAAUGCCACCAUUGGUCCCAAAGUCGGACUUGGACGAGUUGAAGAAGAACAAAGACCUGUGGACGACCAGAUUCCUUCAGUGGUCUCAGGAUCUCAUCAAUCGGAAUCAAGACCUUUUGACCGCCAGUACUCCGGAGCUCCUGGGCGUUAUCUGGACGUCCUGGUGCGCCUGGUUCAAACAGAUCGUGACAAAGAACAAAACUCCCAUUGGAAAGGACGUUGCUCGGAAUUUCUUUCUCGAGAACAACGAGGAUGUUGAAGCCGUUUACCGUGGCAUCAUGGCAGCCAGCCCAAGGCCAGCUUUAGAUGAGGCAGAGGAGCCACCAAAAGACGAAGAGACAGAAGCUGCCGAUGAAUACAGCGAGCGCCCACAAGCGACCCCGGCCAGAAACGAGGAGCAACUAUCACAACCCACAACGCCCAGAAACGAAGACGUCGACCUCCACAUCCGCCACAAAUACUUUUGCGGCCUCGAACAAGACCAGCUCUUCUGCAUCGAAUGCGCCUCCUACUCGCACGACUCGUCCCAAUGCCCCCUCCUAACCUGCCGCUGGUGCAGCGCCGUCGCCGAGCACCCAUCCUACGCCUGCCCUUCCCGCCGCCGUUGUACCGAAUGCCGUCAGCUCGGACACGAAAGCGAGUCCUGCCCCGAGAAGCUCGCCCUCCCACGCGACCAGAUGGAGUGCGCCAUUUGCGGCUCGCGCGACGGUCACCUGGAAGAGACCUGCGUCGAGCUCUGGCGCACCUUCAAGCCCGACCCUCUCACCUCCUCCAAGGUCCAGGCCUUGCCUAUCUACUGCUACUGCUGCGGCAACGCGGGCCACUACGGCGCCGACUGCGGCAUGAACAUGGCGCGCCCGGACACGAUUACGGUGUGGGAGACGUGGAGCAAGAGCAACGUCGAGCAGCUUUACGUGGAUCCGGAAUCCGAAAAGGUGGCCAUCGCGCUGAAGCCGAUGCCCAAGGGCUCGGUUUUGGCGCCGUAUAACGAGGAGGACCCGUAUGCGGACUGGGAUGCGAGUAGCAAUGGCGGAAGACCGGAUUUUGGACAUGGUAUUGCCCCGCAAAGACAUGUCUUUUUCGAGGACGACGAUGAGGAUGAGGAGGAUGAGGGGUUCAUUAGGCCGCCGGUCCAGAAGAACCAGGGAUCGUCGUCUAGGAUUCAAUUUGGAGGUGGUGGCAACCGUGGUGGCCGGGGUAAGAAUGGAGGAGGUGGUGGUGCCUUCAACCCGCCACUUCCGCCUGGUCCGCCGCCUGGAAGACUGAGGGAGUUCCAGAGCUACAACCAUGGCAGGGGAGGCGACUCUUUCAAGAAUGGCGGCGGCGGCAGUGGUGGUGGUGGACGUGGCGGUCGUAAUGGUGGCCGCGGUGGAUACGGCGGCGGCAAGAGGGGCAGAGGUGGGAAGCAGUGGUGAGCGCGGCGAGGGCGGGCACGGAAUUGAACAGGCACGUGGUGUUUCUUGCAUGCGGUGAUCUUGUUUGAUCUCACGAGGCCCUUGAUCAGUGGCCGGGCUGGCAUUGCUCUCUAGCUCAGCACUAAGAAUCACAAUUAUUGCUUGAAUGCGGUGGCUCGGCAUAGGUUA